GGCUGGCUGGGAAAAGGGGUGGGAUUUUAGAAUCGUGCCUCCCAGGCUCUGCCUCCCAAAGUGGGAGAGAGUUAAGGGAUUCCAGCAUCAGGAGUGUGUUUGCAGGUCAAGCUGGGAACUAAAGGGUAAUGGCUGCCUUCAGCUACUUAGAGACCUAAUCACCCCAUGAUUGGAGUAUUGUGAAGAGCGACCAAGACCAGAGACCCGAGCAUUCUGAGCACACUGUCUGCUGACCUGCAAAGCGAGCCGUUCUCCUGCUGGAUGCUGCCUGUCUCCAGAAACCUCUCACCAUGAUCGAUAGCUCCAAGAAGCAGCAACAGGGCUUCCCAGAGAUUUUAACUGCUGGAGAUUUCGAACCUUUAAAAGAAAAGGAAUGCCUUGAGGGGAGCAACCAGAAAAGUCUCAAGGAAGUGCUCCAGCUGAGGUUGCAACAGAGGAGGACAAGAGAACAGCUAGUGGACCAGGGCAUCAUGCCACCUUUGAAGAGCCCAGCGGCAUUCCAUGAACAGAUAAAAAGCUUGGAACGAGCCAGAACCGAAAACUUUUUGAAACACAAGAUUCGGAGUCGACCAGAUCGUUCUGAACUUGUCAGGAUGCACAUUUUAGAAGAAACAUUUGCAGAGCCAUCCCUGCAGGCUACUCAGAUGAAGUUGAAAAGAGCUCGUCUAGCUGAUGAUCUGAAUGAAAAGAUUGCUCAAAGACCUGGCCCCAUGGAGCUGGUGGAGAAGAACAUCCUUCCUGUGGACUCCAGUGUUAAGGAAGCAAUUAUAGGCGCUGGGAAGGAGGAUUGUCCCCACACUCAAGGUGACUUCUCCUUUGAUGAAGACAGCAGUGAUGCUUUCUCACCUGACCAGCCAGCCAGCCAGGAUUCUCAGGGGUCAGCCGCAUCCCCCAGUGAGCCAAAAGUUAGUGAGUCACCAUCUCCUGCAACUACAAAUACUCCAGCUCAGUUUACUUCAGUGGCCGCACCAGUUCCUGAAUUCUUGAAAACUCCUCCGACUGUGGACCAGCCUCCCACAAGGUCCACAGCUCCUGUCCUCCCCACAAAUGCUGUGUCCUCAGCAAAGCCUGGCCCCACCCUGGUGAAGCAAAGCCAUCCCAAGAAUCCAAAUGACAAACACCGUAGCAAAAAGUGCAAAGAUCCCAAACCGCGAGUAAAGAAGCUAAAGUACCACCAAUACAUUCCACCAGAUCAGAAGGGAGAGAAGAAUGCACCACAGAUGGACUCCAACUACGCCCGGCUGCUCCAGCAGCAGCAGCUCUUCCUGCAGCUACAGAUCCUCAGCCAGCAGCAGCAGCACUACAGCUACCAGGCCAUCCUGCCUGCGCCCAUCAAAAAUGACAAAAAUAACAACAGUGGGACUCCGGCUUUGAACAAUGCUACGCCUAAUCCCCCCAGACAGAGCACAUCUGCACCUGCAAGAAAGCCAGGGCCUCUGCCUUCUAGCUUGGACGACUUAAAGGUAUCAGAACUGAAGACAGAACUGAAAUUAAGAGGUCUGCCAGUGUCAGGCACCAAACCAGACCUCAUUGAACGCCUGAAACCCUACCAGGAGGUGAACAGCAGUGGCCUUGCCACUGGAAGUAUUGUGGCAGUGUCGUCAGCAGCCAUCGUCACCAGUAACCCAGAAGUCACUGUGGCAUUGCCAGUCACAACACUACAGAAUGCCGUGACUAGCUCAGUCUCCACUUUGAAGGCAGAACUGCCAUCUGCUGGACCCAGCAACAUAGCCCACAUGGACAGCAUUCAUUCUCCUCUGCCAAUCUCACCAUCACCCUCUGAACAGUCCAGUCUCAGCACUGAUGACACAAACAUGGCGGACACUUUCACUGAGAUCAUGACCAUGAUGUCACCCUCGCAGUUCUUGUGCUCAUCUCCCCUGAGAGUGGCAAACCAUGAGGACAGCCUGAGCCCUACCAGCAGCACUCUGUCAACCCUGGAACUGGACGCUGCUGAGAAGGACCGCAAGCUUCAGGAGAAAGAGAAGCAAAUCGAAGAGCUAAAGAGGAAACUGGAGCAGGAGCAGAAGCUUGUGGAGGUUCUCAAAAUGCAACUGGAGGUUGAGAAACGAGGGCAGCAGCAGCGGCCGGCAGAACCCCAGCCCAACCCACCCAUGCUCACUGUCAGUACAGCAGACCAGAAACACAGCGGCAUUGCUUCCUCCAUCAAGGAUGAGUCCUCACUUCCUGAUUGCUCCAGCCCCCAGCAGCCCGCCCCAGUGGCCAGCCACUCUGCAAGCCAGCCUAUCGCCACUGGCAGCCAGAACCUUGUUGCCAAAAAGGCCUUGGUCAUCAAGCAAGAGGUCCCCGUGACCCAGGCAGAACCGCAGAGCGUCGUCUCGCAGUUCUAUGUGAGUUCUCAGGGACAACCACCCACUGUUGUUGCUCAGCCACAGGCUUUACUGACCACACAGACUGCUCAGCUGCUGCUCCCGGUGUCCAUCCAGGGCUCGAACGUCACCUCAGUGCAACUCCCAGUAGGCAGCCUCAAGCUCCAGACUCCACCACAGACAGGAAUCCAGACUCAGCCUCGGAUCACAGCUGCUCCACAAAUACCAACUGCGGCCUUGCCCUCGGGCUUGGCACCCUCAGUACCUCAGAAGCAAGAGGCAUUCCCACAGCACGUGCUCAGCCAGCCUCAGCAAGUCAGAAAGGUUUUCACCAAUUCGGCACCAAGUACAGUCCUUCCAUAUCAGAGACAGCUGGCUCCAGCGGUCCAGCAGCCCUUCAGCAGCAAGGUCUCCAACAGCACCCUUCAAUCCAGAACCACCCCACUGCCACCCCUGCAAAACGGACCCAGCCCACCCAGCAAGCCUAGCUCACCCCCUCCGCCCCAGCAAUUUGUCGUCCAGCAUUCUCUGUUUGGGACUCCAGUCACCAAGACAAAAGAUCCUCCCCGGUAUGAGGAGGCCAUCAAGCAGACACGCAGUGUGCAGUCGGGCCUUCCAGAGAUUUCCAGUGUGCACAGUCAGCAGAUGGACGACCUUUUCGAUAUCCUUAUAAAGAGUGGAGAGAUUUCCCUCCCUAUAAAAGAAGAGCCUUCUCCAAUUUCCAAGAUGAGACCAGUGACCGCCAGCAUCACAACAAUGCCCAUCAACACCGUGGUGUCCCGGCCACCACCCCAAGUCCAAGUGGCACCACCCAUCUCCUUAGAACCCAUGAGCAGCUUGUCUACCAGCUUAGAGAACCAGCUAGAAGCCUUCUUGGAUGGAACUCUGCCUUCGGCCAAUGACAUUCCCCCACUGCAGAGCAGUGGCGAGGACAGAGAGCCUUUCUCUUUGAUCGAGGAUCUCCAGAACGACCUGCUGAGCCACUCCAGCAUGCUGGACCACUCCCACUCGCCCAUGGAGACCGCCGAUACCCAGUUUGCGGCAGGCACUCCCUGCCUGACUCUUGACCUCUCAGACUCCAACCUGGACAACAUGGAGUGGCUAGACAUCACCAUGCCCAACACCUCCUCAGGGCUCACUCCUCUCAGCGCCACCGCACCAAGCAUGUUCUCUGCUGAGUUUCUGGACCCACAGGACCUGCCGCUACCAUGGGACUAACCUCACAGGUUGCUUGUCUCAGGGUUCUUGAGGUUCAGCACGUGAUUCUGAGAAGUCAGUUUUUAGAGAUAGAUCCAUAGUGGCAUUGUUGCAAUUAAAAUGUCACAGAAAAACAAACGGAUGGAAGGUCAUAGCCUGGAACCGGUGUGAAAACUUGCCAUUGCGUCCAGCAGUGGAUUUGUACAGUUAUAUAGCACAGGGCCUACAGACUCCAAGAAGACUCAUGUGUUUCUCCCAAUUCAGUAAAGGGUGAAAAGACCUUUUAGAUAAAAGCAUAAGGAAGAGUAAUGUGUGCAGGAGAUGACACUAGGUUCUCUGUAAUCAACUACAUUUAGACCUCUGUGUCACUUCACAACCCUAAUGAAGGGCAGGCAGCUCCACUCAAAACACAAGGCCACCCUGAGGGAGAGGAGAGGUCAUUAGACAGGUACUUCAUAGAGGUGGCCUGAGCCAGACCAACCUUCAGCAAGAGUCAAAGGCAGUGGAGAGCGCUGACCAGAUCUGUGACAGCUUCCAGCCGAAGACUUUCGGUUCUGUUCAGAAACCUGUGUAGUUUUUUGUAUUGUAGUUUAUUUUGUGAGUUUUGGAAUCUUACUUUAGAUUUCCAAAUUUAAAUGGAAGAUCUUUUACCAUAACCAGAUGUCUAUAAAGUACUGGUCUAAUACAAUCCACUAAAAAAUCCAGGUAUAUUAAUAACACUGAAAAUUCUGUUAAUAGCCUUUGGGGUUGAUUAGAUUGGUCCUAAUGUGUAUAUUAGACAUUUGUAUGUACAUCUUACAUUGUGAUCUGUACAGCCUACAUUAGGGUAAGAAAAUGGGUAUCCAGUGGUCCUACUUCUUGUAAUAACUCAAAUAUUUCUAGAGUACUGAGCCACAUGUAUUUGCAUAUUUAAAAAGUUGUUGAGUAACUUUCAGGUAACCAGACCCAUCUCAAAGAACCAAGCAAAGCCUUUUUAGCAUAAAACAUCUUUCUAAACUGGUAAGUCAGAAGAAUGGAAGGUGGAAGGUAAGGGGAAAGUCUGUUGCAAACCCAGGACAUUCCACCCACGGCGAGGUUGGCCACCAGACCCCAGCACUGGCAUCCCUCUCUAUCCCUAGUCCCUAGUUCUUGUUUUAUAGGCUUGUAACUGGAUAUCUACCCAAGCUCUCGCCGUAUCCUCAAGCCUAAAAUUGAAAAAACUGGAGGUUUUUUUAGUUUUUUUUUUUAAUAUAGAAAAAAAAUUACCACAUUUGUCAUUUCUUAAUUUUCCAAAAUGCCAACUAUCACAGGAUUUUGAAAAUUAUUUCAAUCUAGUCCUUUAAGUGUGUGCAAAAUGAAAAUAAGUGAAUGACAGAGUGUGGAGAUUUUUAUUAAGUGGUAACAUUGUGCUGUUCACUACCCCUGUGUAACCUGGGGCCAGGUUGACUCCCUGGGUGGUCACACAUGAAUGUUCCACAAUGACACACAAGAGGCAGCCUGACCCAUUGUGAAGAAUUUGUGAAUCAUGCUGAGUCCAUGUUUUGCCUAAAAGUGAUCUUCUUUGUUAUUUUUUUUUUAAUCUAUAAAUCUGAUUUUUGUGUAAGAAAAGCCCUCUUCCAACCUUAGCACACCAAAGCUGUGCCCUGACUCAAAGGCACCGAUGUGGCCACCAUGCUUAGUGUAGUCAGCUGUGCAUAAGUGAAAUGCUUGGAAGUCAGUGAUGAAGUGCCUGGGAUACAGUGCCUCUACCAACCAGACACCGUCAGCCACCACACCCUGCUGUGGACUUGGGAAGGUACAUUUCCUGUGCAGAGCUCAGCCUUGAGUUUUGGCUGAGGGUUUUUGUCAGAGGUUUAUCAGGUUCAUACUUAUACUAGACGAGUGGCUGGUUGAAUUAGCACCCGAUGGCAGUGACACAAUCCCUAGUGCUGCCAAUGCUCGCUGCGUAACGACGUGCUUUCAUAACCCUGCGUCGCCAACACAGGUAGCUUCCCAACCGUGGGUCCCUUUAUUGCUUUUUAAAAUAGGUUUGGAAACAUGCCCCAGGAAGGUUGCUCUGCAGAAACCCAGUGCAGCGCAGAGAAAUCCUGCUCAUGAGCCUGCUUUCUGAAUGAGUUGCUAACUACCCACUUCAGAUGUGCUCAUGUCUAUCCAUCUCUAGCUGGUGAGUCCACCACCAGCCAUCCCACCCACACCAUUCCACUUGGCCCUCCUCUCCUGGCUCCAGCGGGCACCUGUGACACAAGUGUUGCUUUCUAGCCCUCACCCACCUGGUACAGGUGAGAGUGAGCACAUGGGUAGUGUGCGUGCAUGCAUGUCCAUGAAUGUCCAUGACCAAAGACCAUAGUCUGCAGACAAGGCUCUUUGACCCAAGUCACCCUGUGGUAAGUGCGACAGGGAAGGGCAUUUCUUUCACUAAGGAUAACUUUGUGCUGUUGUUUGAAGUUAGUUUCACAGCCAGUGAACGCAGGUCAGAACAGCCAGUUGAGUUUCCAGUAUGCAUGUGUAGAGUUUGGAUGUAGCACUGCUGUAUAUCACAUUGCCAAGAAAAUCACUGCCAGAAGCAUGUUGUCUCAGCCCCGUCUCUUUCCCUACGUAAUCCUGAAGCGGUUGUACCACCUUACUUUCUGCUGUACAUAGGUACCAGUCAUCUUACUGGGGUGGGAUGAAUGAGAAGAAUUGCACUACAACUUCCAGAACGUCUGGAUGUGUAGGAGCACGUGGGCAUCUUGCACAUUUCAGCAAAGCAAAUGCUAGAAAGCCUCCUGGGGCUGGGCCAGUGGCUCGGUUCUCACGUUUCCUGAAAUGUGCAGCCUACUGUAUAGGAUUUGCCACAUAUCUGUAACACACCCUGAAUUUGUGGAAGUUUCUGCUCAGAUACUAUUUGUGUUUAUUUCAUAUAAGUCUUUUUAUAUACCAAGAUAUCUUAUUUAAAUCUCUUUAAAAAUAUAUCAUUCAUUCUUUGACUCAUAUACUGGUUUGUGAAUACUGCUUAGAACAGAUGUCAAGGUGGAGUGCCACUGCCCUGAGCUGUCCAGUCAGCGGACACUAAGUGAUGGACAUGAGUGUAUUACCCAUUCUGUCACCAAAGCCAACUCAGGCUUCUUGUACCCUGAAUUUCUGAUCACUCCAGGGUCCUUUCAGAGUUCCUUGGCUGAAACCAGCACUGACAGCUGACAAAGCAGCUUUCCCACAAGAAAGGGACAGUCCCUUUGCUGUCCUCAGAAGGACCUGGCCUUAGAAAAGUAGCUGAGCACUGGCAUGGCUGGCGGGGCUGAGAAAAGCCACGUUUCCUAUAUACCAUUUCCACAGUGGCUCACCGGGCCGUCCAGCAGCCCAGAGCUCAGGCAUCAUAGAGACUUGAGAGGAACCUUGUCAGUGGCUGCCCCAGAGCAGCUCAGGUCAGUCCAGCCAGAUUCACAGGUCACCUCACUGCUCACUGCCUGCCACUGCACCCUCAAAUGCUCAACCCUGGCAGCAGAGAAUACCAACUAGAAACGCACUCACUGCCCUAGAGGACACAGCUAGCCCAAACCACCCCAGAACACUAACUGGAAGAUCAGGUUUAUCAAGUGUGUUUGAGAGCAGCCUAACUGCAUUUCAGAUGAUCUUUUAAGUGAUUUCAGUCAAAACUGGAACAUAACAGUUAAGAUGGAGUAACUUUUGUUUCCUAAUUCAAACCUUCAAACACUUGCUCAUUGAACAAUCUCUUUCUGGGCUCCAUUUUUAUUUGUAAAGUAAGUGACUGUGUGGCAAUCAGCAGGUCUGUUUUUCUUCCCAUUACCCUUUCUUGCAGUAUCUGAGGAAAUGCAUCACUUCAAAGGGUUUCUAACCUGAAAUCUUUGAUUUAAGGCCUGUAAUUCAAAAAGCUGCUCAUGUUUACAAAAGAGCUCUUCUCCACGCACAUACAUGGCUCUGUGAACCAUGAUUGGAGAACGUCACAGUUUUGUGACAGGAUGGCAAUCUCAGAUACACAAGGUGCUGUCCAGAACCAAAUAAGAUGUGUCACUGGAGACAUUGACGCAGCUACAGUGUGUCACGGAGCUUAUGCCAACUACCAAGACAAAGCUUUAACAAAGCAUAUAGAAUCACCAGAACUCAUAACGAUUACCUCUCGAUGUUACGUGUAAGGAGUCUUGCUAAUCAGUAGGAAGAGGGAGCGUUUAGGAAAGGGUUUAGGAUCUACCAAAAGUACUUGACCUCAAGUAACCAGUAGUAACACAAAUGCUUUAAAGGAACCAAAGGCAUUGCCAAGUAUUUGCCAAAAGGAGGCACUUUUUAUUUAGAGUGAGACUAACGAGAUCUCAAGUCAGUCCCAAAAAGGUAUUAUCCAUUUAAGGUUAUAACUUUCACAAAGAUGUAGAUAUUUCUCUAUUGUUUUCAUGUAAAAUAGUAUAGAGUUGUUUUGUUGGUUUAAGGAUACUACAUGCUCAGUAGUAAUACAAAGUUUUGUUUGUUAUUUUCCCUUCUGUGUAGAGGUUAGUUUCUUGCUUGCAGUAGAAAUACAACAUGGUAGGUGUUUCUCUUAUUUUCAUUGUUUUAUCACGUCUUAGCAUCUCACUUUAUGAAAAAAAGGAGAACGAUACCAGUGUACAGAGCCCUGCUUGUUAAAGCACUAGUUUAAUAAAUUAUGGCAAUCAGGGGUCCAUUCAUGUAUUGCCUUUAUGUUGUUUUUUAAAAAGCAAAACCAUGAUGCCUUUGUAUUUGCUGUUUGCACCCCUGAACCGAUUCCGUACCGUGCUGAAUGCCAUGCGUCUUGCACACGUACUGUACAUAGGUAUUGCAUACUGUAUUUUUAUAUGUGUGCACAUUAUCAGUAGAUCUUUUGUACAUAGCAGUAUCGUAGCUGAUCGGGAAAUAUUUGAUAUCUCAGCGAUUUUGCAUUUUUGUGUCUCAAAUAAAAAAACAUUUUGACAUACCGUGAUUCUUACUGUGCAAAGGAAAGACAGAGGGACCAUUGCAGACCUGUGGGAUGGGGCGGACUAGGAAGCCACCCUGAGAACACAGCUCAGAGCAGGGCCAGCAGGCAAAGCAUGUGGGUGCUUGGGGUGGGCUUUGGGGAUCCCACAUACAGCACCCUCCUCAGGUCCAGGGCUAUGCCAUGCAAAAACAGAAACUCACAGGUUCUCACUGACCUUGAGCAUGUCAAGAUUUACACCAUGAGUGUAAGCAACUGUGGCAUAGAAAGGCAUGAAAGUCUGUAGCUCCCACUCAGGCGUUACACAGUGGCACUGCUGUACAUCCAUGCGCAGGGAGCACCUGCCCCAUCUGAUCGCAACAAGCACCACCAACAAAAUCUCCGAAUGACCUGGAAUUAGGCUCUUCAAUUUUUGC
Molecule: messenger RNA, 8840 nt
Organism: Castor canadensis (American beaver)
Lineage: Eukaryota; Metazoa; Chordata; Mammalia; Rodentia; Castoridae
Gene: Mrtfb
Product: myocardin related transcription factor B
Biological process (GO): positive regulation of transcription by RNA polymerase II; smooth muscle cell differentiation
Cellular component (GO): nucleus
Molecular function (GO): transcription coactivator activity
Source: RefSeq, a predicted model, not a curated record